Messenger RNA from Empidonax traillii (willow flycatcher), 650 nucleotides. Its product is annotated as melatonin receptor type 1A-like. Lineage: Eukaryota; Metazoa; Chordata; Aves; Passeriformes; Tyrannidae. The transcript is spliced from 2 exons. Bases 171 to 404 code for a protein of 77 amino acids. The record is from RefSeq and is a predicted model, not a curated record.
CAUGGGAGGCGCUCCCGCCAGCCCCGCUCCGCCUUAGGGCGGGCAGCCCCGCGGCGGAGGGCGGCUGCGGCCGGACCCCCCGCCCCGACCUGCCCUGCCGGGAAGCAGCGCCAGCGAGCGGCUCCGCUCCGCCCGUACUCAGCUCUGCCCUGGGGGGCGGCGGCAGCAGGAUGAGACUGAACGGGAGCGAGCUGAACAGCUCCGUCCUCCCGCGGGACCCGCCGGCCGAGGGUGCCCCGCGCCGCCAGCCCUGGGUGACCUCCACUUUGGCCGCCGUCCUCAUCUUCACCAUCGUGGUGGACCUGCUGGGCAAUCUCCUGGUCGUUCUUUCCGUCUACCGCAAUAAGAAGCUGCGAAACGCGGGUGAUCCUUGGACUUCAUUUUUGUGCCGAGAGACUGGGUAGCCCGAAAAAUACUUGACUCAAGGAAAAGAACUUGUAGAAGAUCAAGUUGUAGCACAAAUUCAGGGUUCUGAUAAAAACUGAGAUGUUGAAGGCAAUGAACAUUAUUUCAGAAAUUAAUAAGUUCCAGUAUUAAAAAUGGUAAGCUGUUUGGGAGAAGGGAAAAUGUCUGGUGGAGAUGCUGAACUUUGCCAAUUGUUGAAAAGAACUGAGCAUAAAAGUACAGUUUCAAUAAAGUUGUUCCACAGA